AUGACCCCUCCACUCCCUUUGUUUGUUGGGAAGAUUUACUAUCAACUUUCACCCCACUUCAAUCGUUCCUAACAGAACCACAUCCUUUUCCUAUUCUCGAACGAUUCAAUCAUACAUCCAUCUACCAGCACCAUGGAUUUCGUCAACAAGCUCACCGGCAACAACCAGGGGAGCAACCAGGGCCAGCAGCAGCAAGCCCAGGGCUCUCAACAAGGCGAACAGCACCAGAGCGGUGGCUUCCUCGGCGGGUUGGGCGACAAGUUCAACGCUGCUGCCGGCGGGGGCAAGGAGAGUGAGAAGAACGAAGAUAUGCUCGACAAGGGUGUCGACUUCGUCCAGGAGAAAUUCCUAGGACAGGGUCCUCAGGAUAACGAGUCCGCCAUCGAGCAGGCCAAAGACGAGAAGAUCUCGGACUUCAUCCGGGACAGGUACAAGGGUGCGACUGGAAAGGAGUUCCCGGUGGCCGAUAAAUAGGGCGACCCAGUUCUCAUGAACGGGCGCAUCAUGUCCACGAUCCUCGUCAUGGAGAGGACUGAAUUUUCCGCGCUCCGAAGAGGGGGCGAUUGA
Molecule: messenger RNA, 567 nt
Organism: Eremomyces bilateralis CBS 781.70
Lineage: Eukaryota; Fungi; Ascomycota; Dothideomycetes; Eremomycetales; Eremomycetaceae
Exons: 3
Coding region: 133-474 (113 amino acids)
Source: RefSeq, a predicted model, not a curated record